AUGACAAAUUUUUCUUUCAUACUAAGUGAAGUAGGGAAGACCUUUACAGAAGUGCAACUAUUGGGCAAGUGUGCUGGAGCUGUUGGAAACUACAAUGCACAUAAAGUUGCAUAUCCUGAUAUUGAUUGGCCAACUGUUGCAGCUGAGUUCGUGACCUCUUUGGGGUUAGGUUUCAACCCUUAUAUUGAGCCGCAUUACUAUAUCGCAAGGCUUUUCAAUGCAGUUGUUCAGUUUAAUAACAUCCUGACUGAUUUUGAUCGGGACAUAUGGAGCUAUAUUUCGUUAGGUUAUUUUAAGCAGAUGACCAAGGCUGGGGAGAUUGGAUCUUCAACUAUGCCUCAUAAAGUUAAUCCCAUUGAUUUUGAGAAUAGUGAGGGCAACUUGUGUUUGGCUAAUGCUAUUUUAUCUGCUCUUAGCUCGAAAUUGCCCAUCUCUCGUAUGCAGAGGGAUUUGACCGAUUCCACUGUUUUGAGGAAUUUGGGUAUUGGAUCUGGGUAUUCUCUCUUGGCAUACAAAAGUGCACUACAAGGAAUCCAGAAGCUUCAGGUAAAUAAGUCUCAUCUCAAUGAAGACCUGGACCAGGUGUGGGAGGUGCUUGCAGAACCAAUACAAACAGUUAUGUGCAGAUACAAAGUCCCAGAGGCAUAUGAGAAGCUGAAGGAUCUCACAAGAGGAAGAGUUGUCAGCAAGGAGAGCAUUCAAAAGUUCACUAAUGGCUUGCAAUUGCCAGAAGAAGCAAAGAGCGUUCUCUUGAAUUUGACUCCCCAGUCAUACAUUGGAGAAGCAGAGAAGUUGUCUAAGUCUAUCUACGAUCAUGUGGAUUUGGUGAAUGAGUUCAGGCUUUUAUAGUCGUUGAAACAAACGUUGAAUG
Asparagus officinalis (garden asparagus) is the source of this 871-nucleotide messenger RNA. Its product is annotated as adenylosuccinate lyase-like. Gene Ontology annotation, biological process: IMP biosynthetic process. NCBI's taxonomy places the organism in Eukaryota, Viridiplantae, Streptophyta, Magnoliopsida, Asparagales, Asparagaceae. The coding region runs from base 1 to 849 and encodes 282 amino acids. The record is from RefSeq and is a predicted model, not a curated record. Gene Ontology annotation, molecular function: N6-(1,2-dicarboxyethyl)AMP AMP-lyase (fumarate-forming) activity. The transcript is spliced from 6 exons.